Messenger RNA from Aspergillus puulaauensis, 1422 nucleotides. Its product is annotated as alpha/beta fold hydrolase. The record is from RefSeq and is a predicted model, not a curated record. Bases 1 to 1422 code for a protein of 473 amino acids. The transcript has 3 exons. NCBI's taxonomy places the organism in Eukaryota, Fungi, Ascomycota, Eurotiomycetes, Eurotiales, Aspergillaceae. Gene Ontology annotation, molecular function: hydrolase activity.
AUGACGUCCGCGCUGCUCAGUUCGGCCUUUGUUUUUGGCUAUGGCGGGUUCACAAUGAUGAUGUACGCGGUUAGAGCAAUACUGAAUGGUACUUUUUUCAAGGGAACCACAGAGAAGGAAACUCUGGAAUUGCAGAUGGCUCGCAAUCGGUUUUGGGACCUAUCGAAAAAGUGGUCGGCGUUCUCUCAUCAAAUUCACACUCUACGAAAUGGUUUCAAAUUUCACUACGUCUGCAAUGAACCUAAUGCCGCCACCCGCGCUGCCAAACCCUUGGUUAUCUUCAUCCACGGAUUCCCUGACAGCUGGGCACUAUGGCGUCAUAUGCUAAACGUAGAGUCUCUCCAGGGUACAGCUACUCUGGUUGCCGUUGAUCUACCAGGUUUUGGUGGUUCCGAUAGUCUGGAUCGGUAUUCCGCCACUGCGGUUCUAGAGAACCUUACCGAAUUUAUACUUGCUAUGAGAGCAAAAUAUGGCAUCGAUAGCAAUGGAGCUACCAGCGAGCAAAGAACCGUUAUAGUUGGCCAUGACUGGGGCUGUUUGCUUUCUAUGCGACUGGCUGCCGAAGCCCCUGAACUGGCCAACAGGUUCAUCGUAACUAACGCGCCAAUUGUUCCCCUGGUAUUUUCUAAUAUUCGUCGUCGGCUGGCGUCCUCGUUGAAAAUGCUCAAAUCAUUUUUACGCGCACCAAUCCACGAGCGUUCCCUGUUGGUCAAUGCCAUAAAGUCGCUGGUUCCUGUUGUUCGUCAAGUAUGGAGCUCGGGAUAUGUUGCUGUCUUCCAGCUGCCCCCUGCUCUGGUCAGUUACGUUGGCACUGGAGGAAAUCAAUCGUUUCUGAAAUACGCACAUAAGACGUCCUACGGAAAACAAAAGUUUUCUAUUGUCGACGCCGCAGAGUGCAUGGCUAGUUCGAGUGGCCCAUCGAUCCAUGAAAGCAAGACACAAACAGCCGAUGGCGAGGGAUAUGCCGGAACUGCGAUCACCAGGCGAGCCGCCUCCAAUUUCUUUGAAAUGUGCCGUUACUACCGGGAAGGCACCGCUGUUGCCCGGUGGAAGAAAUCAGUCGAGACCGUAGCUGGCCUGCACGAUAUUGCGCAAGGAACUGGAAUCCAGCGCACUAGCAGUGGAGGUGGGCUAUUCGAUGAGGGGCCGCGAGGAGCCCUCAAAGCCAGAGCUACCGUCGUCUGGGGCCAGAAAGACCAUGCGCUCGUUCGGCAGCUGUGUCUAGACGGCAUCUCGGACUACCUUACCAAAGGCAGCCAGGUCAUUGAGCUUCCAAAUAGUGCGCACUGGACUCCGCUGGAGCGGGAGGGUCAGGUUGCAUUGACCAAGGCGGUUGAGUGGGCUGUGAAAGGUGAACACGAUGACAUUGGAAUGAUCGUUGGGGAUUGUUGUCCGGGAGCAACGGUGACGAUUAGAAAAUGA